Paramuricea clavata is the source of this 4836-nucleotide messenger RNA. The record is from the annotation of a GenBank genome assembly. Lineage: Eukaryota; Metazoa; Cnidaria; Anthozoa; Malacalcyonacea; Plexauridae.
AUGGACAUUUCCAAGGCUUUCGAUACCGUUGACCACUCCAAUCUGUUACAAAAACUUCGCGAUUUCGGUCUAUCUGGCUCUCUUUUGUUGUGGUUUGAAAACUAUCUAUCAGGUCGCUGUCAACGAGUAACUGUUCACGGUGCGACAUCUACUCCCUUACCAAUAACAUCCGGAGUCCCACAAGGUUCAUUGCUGGCUCCCUUCCUCUUUUUGGUGUACAUUAACGAUUUGCCCGAUAACAUAUCCAUUUCUACUGGGGUCGGUUUGUAUGCUGAUGAUACCAAACUGCACAGAUGUGUGCAAAAUCGUAACGAUGCACUGGCAUUGCAAUCGGAUAUUCAAAGCCUCCAUUGUUGGUCAAAUGAGAACAUGUUGAGCUUUAACAAAUCGAAGUGUAAAGUGUUGACUAUCACGAGAAGGAAGUCUCCCUUAAUUUACCCAUAUGCAAUUGGCGAUCACCAACUGUUGUCUUCUGAUGUAGAGUCCGAUCUGGGCAUUACGAUCAGUUCUAAACUAUUAUGGAAUGUUCAGAUCAACAAAGUUCGGUCAAAAGCCAACAAAACGCUCGGGUUAAUCCGACGUUCUACCAUAGAGAUAACGGAUACCAACGCGAGAAGGCUUCUGUACCUUCAACUUGUGCGAAGUAACUUCUCCUAUGCAACCCAAGCCUGGUGUCCCCAGUCAGUGAAACUUAUUGAGGACGUUGAGAAAGUGCAGAGACGAGCAACUAAAUACAUACCAAAUCUUGGGUUUAUCACAGACAUUUCUUACAAGACAAGACUCCUUCAGCUUGACAUAUUACCUGUCUCAUAUUGGCACGAAUACUUGGAUCUGGUGUUCCUCUACAAGAUCAUCAACAAUCUUACGUACAUUGACGAACGUGCUCUACCGAUCAUGGCUGGAUCAGGAAUUACAAGAAGUGAAUCCAACGCAAACCUAAUUAGAUUUGUUAUUCCUUAUGCGAAAACCGUAACAUUCCAGACCUCAUUUUUUAUAAGAACUUGCAAAACGUGGAACAUAUUAGAUAGUAACUUGCGUACUAGAGAUAUAGGUUUGGUGUCUUUUAAAUCAGGUCUUAAACUCUACUACAAACAUGCACUAUCCAAAACAUUCAAAUGUGACGAUCCGCGCACCUGGAAAUCAGUGUGUGUAAAGUGCAAAAGAGCCAGAUCGCUUAACAAUGUAAUAAGUUGUUGUUAGUCCUAUAAUCUAUAUUAUUGAACUUGGACAGCCUUAUUAGUUUUAGCUUGUUGAGUUGCUUGAAAAUUUGUUUUGUACAGUAAUUUUAUUCUUGUUUAUAUGGGAUCGCCGUAAUUGGGGAAACCUGUGGCGAAUUCCCUGGCUCUAUAUGUUGUAUUUAAAUAGUAGCCGAAUCUUAUUAAAUUAAAUUAAAUUAAAUGAAACACUUGUUCUCGUUUGACAAGCACACCAGAUUCAGGAAACGCUCACUCUCGUUCAACCAGAGUUUUAGAGAUUUCUUGUGCGCACCACAACUUUUUUCACUCCGCUUGCUUUCCUUUUCCGGGUAUUAAUAGCCGAGCGGAAUUAGUACCCUCGCUACGCGCGUGCUUAGGGAUCAAACGUAUCAAUGUGAAAAUUUAUGUGGCAAAUGGACAUUGCGCAAUGCUAAACUGGUUAAAUUUUGGUUAAAUUUGGAUUACAAUUACAUGAGCAAUUAGCAAAAGUUUUUUUUCUUUGCCGGGCAGAGUAAACUCGGUUGGCAAAAUACACAAAACUGAUGUGGUUUGCAUUGGGCUUAAUUCGCUAAAAACGUUGCAUUGGGCUUAAUUCGCUAAAAUCUUUGCAUGUUCAAUACCGGUAAUUAACACAAAUACAAGUAAUUUAAUUCGACAACUGCUCUAAAGCAGGUUCGGUUCCUGUCAGGGACCUAAAAUUGCAUUUUUAGCAGCUGUUCCUUAUUAGUCGCCAGCAGUUGACCACUUUCUCAUAAUCUACUUCCAGGACAAAUUUUGUUAUGGCAGAACCGUUUUCGGAAACUGUGAAGGCUCUACGUGCUAGUGUAUCGUGCAACUUUCCCGGUGGUGGUGACUUUUCGAUCAAUAUCGGCACUGACAAUGUGCAAGUAGUCCGAGAAGUGUGUAAAACUGUAACUACACUAGGUGCUCUCUAUUUUGGUUAUAAAUUAAUAAGUCCAAUAAUCGAGAGUGUGGUUAAAAAUGUCUUGGUGAUGAACGAGAUGACACAGAAGUUCGACGUAUCCGACCAGGAUCUUUGCAUGUUCUAUUACACUGUUUUACAGACGAGAGAUUUCUGUAGGUCUUAGCAGAUAUGAAAGAACGCUUGCAGAACGAAUUUUCACAGGUUGGAAUUAAACUAGAAGGACUGAAGGUGGAAAUUGAAAACAUGGUGGAGGUAAACGAAAUAAAGGAAACUAUAGCUAUGAAAACGAGGUAUGCUAGAUGUUUUAUGGAAAUUAUAUAACUCGAUCUUGAAAUUCAAUGAAAACCUCCCCCACCCGCUUCAAGAAAUGCUAACAAUGCAUGUCGUGUAAAGAGUAAUGUCUUUUUUAUGUAAAAAGAAUAAGAACAGGAAAACAUUUCCAUUGGCAAAAUGGUACAAUAAUAGUGAAGGUUUCAAGCAUCUCAAUAUUAUAAUACUUAUUGUUUGUGGAAACACCACAUGAAUUUAUUACUGCAAAGCUCGAUCCGUAAGCCGUAAGCCCGGAUCUUCAUCAUUGCUAAUACUAGGUCAAUUUCCGUGUUGUGUCCACAAACAAGAAGUAUUAUGUUUUAUCGCCAUGCAACCCUACAAAGAACAUCUCAAUAUAGUUUUAAUGCUGAUCUCAUCUUAGCGAUGACGAGAAAAAUGUAAUGGAUGGUGCAGAGAGUGACAUAGUGAAAAAUACGCAGGUAAAUAAACAUUUGAGGGGGAAAAUGCAAUAAAAAUCUUGCAAGUAUCCCAGGCAUACAGCGUCAAUAUUAAUUUAGGGCCUAAGAGUGGCUCGGAAUAAAAAGUAAUAGUUACAUUACCGUACAUUAAUGGAAAAGUUUGUGAAAAAUGGUAUGUGUAGAGAACAUUUUGGGGGGAAAAUUAAGUACCCCCACUUUUGGCCUCUUCCCUACGGCACUCUUCAGUAAUAAAGAACUGCAAUUGCAGUUUAUUCAUAUCUUAUCACAUUCAUAUGUAUUUUAAGGUGUAUAACUUCAUGGUCAUGUUUGAGAGAAAAACAUGAAAGAAAAAAUCUUGAUGUUUACAUGGUAGAAAGUCCAUUUUUCCCACUCCUUUCUGACUGCAGGUCCAAUUUGAUUUUGAUAAAUUCAAACUAUGAAAGUAAAGCAAGCGUUUAUUGCAUAAAGUCAAGUUUCAGUAAAUUGGGUUGAUUUAUUUCUGAGACAUCACAAUUUCUGUUACUUAACCGCGUAGCUCAGUUGGCAGAGCAUUGGGCUAGUAUUCCAAUGGUCUAAUUAGGUUCGAUUCCCACCGUGGCCAGGCAUAUUUUCAAGCGUGCCCGGUGUGGAUAUACACUCAGAGUAACAUCACAAACAUCAUAUUCAUCUGAGUACACAACACCAACACAGAAAAAAUCCUUUAUACCACGUGCCAUACACAUUAAAGACUUUCCUUCCCCCGUAAAUACUAACCAUAUUGUCUAUUUGUUCUUUUCAGCCUGCAAUUGUAGGAUACCGAUUCUUAUACUUUCAAGCUAAUGAAAGAAUUUCAGACACAACUUACCGACCAUGCUAUAUUCUAAUUUAGGGUAGAGAAAUGGAAGAGGAAAUAAAACCAGAACGGGGAUCAGAACAAGAUUCUCAUGACCAGUCAGCAUUAGAGACGAAACAAAAAGCUCUUCAAGAUAUAUUACGACUGUUUGGCGAGAAUCAUUCUGACACUGCUCAAAGCUAUUAUAAUAUUGGAGUCACACAAUAUGAGAUGGAAGAUUACAAGUCAGCAUUAGAGUCAGAUCAACAUGCUCUUCAAAUCAGAUUAAAACUGUUUGGAGAGAAUAAUCCUGACACUGCUCGAAGUUAUCAUAGCAUCGGAGUCACACAAUACGAGAUGAAAAAUUUCAAGUUAGCAUUAAGUUCAUAUCGACAUGCUCUUCAAAUUAGAUUAAAACUGUUUGGAGAGGAUCAUCCUGAAACUGCUCGAAGCUAUUACUGCAUUGGGAUUACACAACAUGAGAUGGAAAAAUACAAGUCAGCUUUAAAGUCACAUCGCCAAGCUCUUAAGAUCAGAUUGAAACUGUUUGGACAAGAUCAUCCAGAUUAUACUGCUCAAAGUCGAAAUGGUGUUGGAGUCACACAACAUGAGAUGAAAAACUACAAAUCAGCAUUAGAGUCACACCAACUUGCUCUUCAAAGCAGAUUAAAACUGUAUGGAGAAGACCAUCCUGACACUGCUGAAAGUUAUGAGAACAUUGGAAUCAUACAACAUCAGUUGAAAGAUUACAAGUCAGCAUUAACAUCAGAUCAACAUGCUCUUCAAAUCAGAUUAAAAGUAUUUGGUGAGAAUCAUCCUGACACUGCUGAAAGUUAUCACAACAUUGGAGUUACAGAACAUGAGAUGGAAGGUUACAAGUUAGCCUUAGUGUCUUAUCAACAUGCUCUUCAAAUCAGAUUAAAAUUGUUUGGAGAGCAUCAUCCUGACACUGCUCGAAGUUAUUACUGCAUUGGAAUCACACAACAUGAGAUGGGAGACUACAAGUUAGCAUUAGAAUCGCAUCAACAUGCUCUUCAAAUCAGAUUAAAACUGUUUGGACAGAGUCAUCCUGACACAGCACAAAGUUAUUACAGCAACGCAGUCACACUGCGUGCAAUGUGUGUCAAUGUGAUCUCCGCAUGGGAAUCACACAUGAAGGGGAAGACCAGAAGUUAG